This is a messenger RNA of Stylonychia lemnae, 1662 nucleotides long. Lineage: Eukaryota; Ciliophora; Spirotrichea; Sporadotrichida; Oxytrichidae. The record is from the annotation of a GenBank genome assembly.
AUGUUGAAAACUAACACAGAAAUGAAAAACGAACUCAUUGAGCAGGAUGAGAAUACUCCUUGCCUUUUAAAAUCAUUCAAGGGCCAUAAGGAUAAGAUCACACAAGUUAUUUUCAACCCUAAUCUCAAGCAAGUAGUAUCGGCCUCUACAGAUGGCAUGAUUAUGACAUGGAGUCUAAGGCCUAAUUCAAGACCUUAAAAAUUCUUGGGACACAAAGGCGCUGUAUACGAUGUGGCUAUAAGUCCAACAGGUACUCACCUAGCUUCGGCUUCAAAAGAUAGCACUGUCAGACUUUGGAACAAUAAUGCUGAGGCAUUUUCUUAUAUUUUGAAGGGUCAUUCAGCUCCAGUUAAAAGUAUUCAAUUCAACUGUGACGGUUCCUUGCUCCUAUCUGCUUCAGAUGAUAAGACUGUUAAGAUUUGGUAAGUUGCAGACAAGAAAUUCAGCUCUACUUUAAAGGGCCACACUAACUGGGUUAGAAAGGCUUAGUUUUCUUUCGACUCAAGAUUGAUUGCAUCUGCGAGUGACGAUAAGACUGUAAAACUUUGGGAUGUCAAUUAAAAUGCUUCUCUUAUUCAUUCAUUCAAUGACCAUACUGGCAUGGUUUCAGAUGUAAAAUUUCAUCCAGAUGGUACUUGCUUGGCUUCUUGUGGAUCUGAUAAGAAAAUCAAGAUAUUCGAUGUGAGAUCACACAGGUUAUUGUAGCACUACGAUGCUCACAAUGAUUUAAUUAAUUCAAUAGCAUUCCACCCAAGUGGUCAAUAUCUACUAUCUACUUCUAAUGAUGGAAAUCUAAAGAUAUGGGAUCUAAGAAAAGGUCAUAUUCUAUAUACUUUGAUAGGCCAUGAAGGUGCAACUUCAAGCGGUACUUUUUCACAAGCAGGAGAUUUCUUUGUAACUGGAGGUAAAGAUGCUGUGAUACAGGUUUGGAAAUCAGGCCUCAACCCUCUCUAAACGGAGAUACUUUAUGGCUUAUAAGGCAAAGUAACCACUGAAGUAUUCGUGACUGAUAAAGAAAAGUUCGACAAAAUUCCAACUGAAGAUAAAACAAAAGAAAAUAACUCUAGGCUAGGCAAUAAAAAGAGAACCUAGACUUAUUCACCAUCAAAAUCAAUAGCAGCAUAAAAAAGAGAAUAAGCAUUGGCAGCUUAACUGAAGCCCUAACCAGAAAUUAGUAAAGCUCAAACUUACAAUUCCUUAAAGCCAGAGGUAAAGGAAACACUACACAAAAUAGUAUCUGAGAUUGAGUUGGUAAACUAAACUCUUAUGCUUUUAACUCAGAGAAUUGCUUUGAGCGAGGAUAAAAUGUUUGAAGUCUUGAACUAUAUCAAAGACAAUGAUCUAUCAUUCAAACCAUAAUUCAUUGAGCCAGUUACCACAAUUCAUCCAAAUGACGUUCAGCCAAGUCCGGGUUAGAAGCUCAACUAUAGUUCUGAUAGAAAUGGAACAACAAAAAAUUACUAGUAUGAGGAUUUGAAUAGCGUUUCAAAAAAUCUCAAUCAAAUUACGAGCAACAUCCAAAAUAUGAACUUAAAUCUAGAUUAAAUGGCCAAUUAAUAAAUUAGAAUUGCAGAGGGAUUGUAACAAAAUGUGGGUGGCGAAGAUUUUUUCAGAAGCACCAAUGUCUUCGCAUCAUCGAACAUGCUUAAUGACUAUUAAUGA